CGGACGCACGCCGCCCGCCCUGGCCCCGACACAUACUACUAUAACCGUACUGUGACGUAAAUGUGUGCUACUACAGCUACUAGACAGGCCUAGGACUAACAUUACAGUGUACAAACUAUAAACGGUAGAACCGAGGUAACCUCGGUCGUUGCAUCUAUUAUUCAGCGGCAAGUAACCUAUGGCAAGGAUGGCGCCCUUAUCAGAUAAACAUGAAGAUUCCACAUGCGAGUAUAAAUGGUAAUGAAACAAAGUACAAGGAAAACACCACGGACUUCGAGCUAAGCAACAGUGGUAGAAAUGAAAAUGACAAUCUAAACACAAAUAACGACAAUGAUUAUGUUGCAUAUAAAAAUUAUAAAAAUAAAUUACCACUAACUCAAGAAAAUAAAAAUAAUGAAAUCACAAGCAUUAUUGAGUAUUGUGAUACUACGCAAAGUUCCGAUGAAAAACUUGUUUGUAAUCAGCAGUAUAGAAUCAAUGUAAUUAAUAAAAACAAUAAAAGAAAUAGUGAUGAAAAUUUUACAGUAAAAGAAAACGAUAACAAAAGUUUACCUAUAAAGUUGCAGGAUAAGUACAUUACAUAUGGCGCAAAAGUAGCUGGUAGAGAAGAAACAGCUCUAAUAUCACCAAGUACUGAUGAAAUGUCACAGAAAAGUUUAAAUUCUGUUACCCGAGGAAUAGUUAAUCCUAACUAUCCGGGAUUUCAACACUUAGCUCACACGUUACAGAACUUUUCUGCAAAUAUAGAACACUUUGAUCAAUCAGAAAACGAUAUGACGGAUGACGACAUAGAUGCAGACAUUAUGGAUCCUCAUAAUAAAAAUACCGAAGAACUAUCUACAGUAAUAAAUGGAAAUGAGGAAAUAAUGAGUAUAGACAUGGAUAACAUAAUUCCCAAUGAAAAAAUUGCUGAUAACAGUAGCAGUAGUACGGACAUUUUUGACCAAAUGCCAGAUCUUUUAAAAACAAUUAAUAAAAACAACAAUAAUGAUGUUUUGAAUGACUGUACAACAACUGAUAUUGAGAAUAAUUUUAAUACAAAGGAUAUAAUAGGUGAUUUCAAUAAAGAAAUUGAAGACGAAAUUAGAACACUUUUGAACUAUAACAUAAACAUAGAAGAUGAUUUACAAGAACUCAGAAAAGACAUUAAGGAAACUUUUGCUAAGCCCAUCGAAAAUACAAUCAAUAAUAUUAGCGAUGUUGUUAACGAUGUGAUAAAGAAAUUGGUGGAAAACCAAGAAGGAGAUAAAUAUGAAGCCUUAUCGAUUCCGGAAAGUACAGACGAAAUGAAAAGUAAUGACGAAGAUACAGUUAUGAGAGAAGAAAACGAAAGUAAUACAAAAACUGAGAAAAAUGUAGCAAGGCCUAGUUUUUUACUGAUAGAUAAUCAUAUGUCUGCAAGUAUAUCAGAUGCGAUUUUAUCUGACGGAAAAGAAGAAAUUAAUAUUCAAGAAUAUAACACUGACGCACUUAGUCAUAAUGUAGAAAAUACAAUAAAACAGUUAAGUACAGAACUAAGAAAAAUAAUACCAAAGCUAAAUGAAAUGCGUGACCGUGACAAACUUUGGACCGAAAACAAAAGAGGAAAUUCAGUACUGACUGAUGGAAAUUUUAACAAUAUACUAACUCUAAGCAGAAAUGAACCACGCAGAUGUCGAUUAAGCUUGCACCAGGCGAGUGGCCGUCUAAUACAAGACAACAUUACUCUGAGUCAAAAAGUAGGAAAGCUUCGAAAUGAAUCAAGAGUUCGACAAUCACUAGCUAAAAGUUUAAGCAAAGUUGAAAAUAAUUUAUCCACUCGGCAAGAUUAUGAUAAAGAAUUUAACUAUGAAUGUUUCGACGUUUACAAUAUUGAGACAGCGUUACCGAAGCUUGAUUUAGACGCUAUUGAAAGUCACAUAAAAGCAGCUAAGGAGGCAGAAAGACGAAAACGCAAUGACAGGGAAGAAAUUAGAAAAAGACUUGCAAUGGACAUAGAAGCAGAUGAAAAUUAUUAUAGUUUAGGUCAUACAGAUCGUCCUGGAAAGAAACCAAGCCUACAUUCAAGACUUCAAAAUGGCAAGAAUCUACAAAUAUGUUUCAUGAAUGAAAUAGCAUCUGAUAAUGAAUCUCAAUCGUCCGAUAUUGAAAGAAGUUUGAAAAGUAAUAGUUCAUCACAUACAAGCCUUCUUAGCAGUAACAUAUACAAUAAUCCAUACCAAACGAGGCCUCUGUCUGUUAGUAUAACAAAGGCUGACAAGGUUAACAAUGGUUCCAAAUUAAGACCAACUUCGCUACCUACAAAGUCUUCAAAAUCACGUUCAUCACAAUCUCUUAAUCAUAUUGAAAUAAAGGAAGCUGAUUUUUUUGCCCUGCAAGCUACUUUGCAAACUGAAGCGAGGAUUGCAUUGGCCCAAGCUAAAGAGUUAGCUCGUGUACAAAUGGAGCGCGAGCGGAGGUCGCGCGGCACGUCGCCGGUGACGGAGAUGUUGCGACGCAGCGUGGAGAAGGCGCGCGUGCCACUCACGCCGCCGCGCCGCCGCCUCUCCCGACAGAUACUCACUGACCUGAACAUCGCACAGUUGCAGGUGAUAGUGAACGAGCUGCACUCGCAGAUCGAGGCGCUGAACGACACGCUGGUGAAGCUGCUGAUGGCGCGCGACGAGCUGCACAUGGGACAGGACUCCAUGCUCGUCGACAUCGAGGACCUCACCAGAUACUUAGGUGUUAAGGAGCAGACGAAGAAGACCAAAGGCACUACAUCUAAGUCCGGCGUGAGGCGGCUCACGUCCCUGGUGCACAAAUAAGCACACCCCUUACAUAUUAUGCACCGUCGGAGAAAUUUAUUUAUAGGCAAAUAGCUGAUUCACGUAAUUUUGUCGAGUUAUAUAAAGCUAGUGGGUGCGUUUGGCGGAUAAUAGCGCUCGGUAUACGCUUGAUAGUAAAUAUUACGGUCGUCAGCGAGCGCACAUUUACUUCAAUAUAUAAUUUAAAUGAAUUAAAAUAUUAUAUUGUAACAAUUGCCACUUUGACAAUCAGUUGACAGUGUUCACUGCUAAGCUGCGUUUUGCUUACGAGCGCAUGCGGCUAAUGUUAUUCACUUUUAACUUCAGACACCGUCAAUGUUAGUCGGGUUCUGUCGGCUGGGCUUCACAUAACUCGACCGAAUUACGUAGGUUCGCCAUCUGCCUAAAAUCAAUUUCCCCGAUAGUACAUUGUGCAGUAAAGCCAACUUGUAAAUGGUUUUGACAAUAUUUCUUUAUAGAAAUUAACAGUGGUUGUAUGGAAAAGACAGUUGUCGAAAACCAUUAGGAAUAUGGUCGCACUGUAAUCUUUUCGAUUGUUAUUGUUUACUCACAUGGCGUUGUCCAAUUUCAACCAUACUACAAAAUGGUAUUGCCUACUUGUUAUAUUCAUUAACUAUAUUAACUAGUAAAAUAUUGAAUACAGUAUGAUGUCUAUAUUUACUGCAAGGAAACAACAAAAGAGUUGCCAACAGUUUCUAAUAAAUACAAACUUUUUGGAUUGCUGUUAAUAGAUUUACGAGCUUGUUUUUGUGGCUUAAAUGGCAAAAUGGCACCGUGGCCCGUGACAGUGUAAAUUAAUGUCACCCGAGAGUCACAUGCUCUCCUUUCAAUGUCGUCCAAGUAUUCUUGCAUGUGGCUGAAAGGUAAACUGUCGCCGGCGAUUGGUUGUAAGUUUUGACAAUUGCUUUGCAUCCACCAUAAAGUUAAUAAACCUAGCGGAACAGAGAAACAAUCCUGAGCUGUCAAACGAAACCAAAAUUGAAAUACAUCUGUGUGUAACAAUCUGUUUAAACAUGUAUGUGAAAAUUUUGUUCCUACAUACAUUUUUCUUAGAGUUCAAAUUAUCAACGUGCCGAUAAGUGCAGACUGAAAACACAUAAAAAAAGUGUUCUGCUACUUCAAAUCACGCAUCCCUUUUUAACAUGCAGUGAUAGUGACAUCUCACUUGCUCAUCUCUUUGUUUCUCUGUUCCGCUAGGUAUAACUUUAUGGCAUCCAACUUCCAAGCCCUUAUGACUAUGUCAUCACGCGCUAAAACUUUCUUGUCUUUUUAUAUAUUUU
Molecule: messenger RNA, 4066 nt
Organism: Aricia agestis (brown argus)
Lineage: Eukaryota; Metazoa; Arthropoda; Insecta; Lepidoptera; Lycaenidae
Gene: Schip1
Product: protein PFF0380w
Exons: 12
Coding region: 210-2786 (858 amino acids)
Biological process (GO): positive regulation of hippo signaling
Cellular component (GO): cell junction; plasma membrane
Source: RefSeq, a predicted model, not a curated record